AUGAAGAAAGACAGCAUCUGGAUCAAAAAAAAAACUAAUUGGCUUUUAGCCAAUAAUACCCAAUCAUUCCAAAAUAAACAAAAACUUUCAUUUAAUGAGAAUACUGAAUUUUUGUUUAAUGAGUAUGAGAAACUGUCAUCUAAUGAGAAUGAUAAAUUUUCAUCUAAUGAGAAUAAUAAGUUUUCAUUUGAUACAGAUACUGAGCUUUCAUCUAAAGAGAAUAAUAAACUUUCAUCUGAUGCAAAUACUGAGCUUUCAUCUAAAGAGGAUAAUGAAUGUUCAUUUUAUAUGAAUGAUGAUGAAGUUAAUGAUAUGAACAAUUACAAUAAACUGUAUAAUGAACUUUCAUAUAAUGAAGUAAUCAAUUCUAGUGAUGAAGAUAAAAAUAAUAAGUUUAGCUUAGAAGCACUUGAUUCAUUAUUAAAAGAAAAUCCUUCUGAUAUUAGACUUCACAUGUUUGUAAAGUUUGUAGAAGAUGAAGCUAUUCCUGCUUUAGAAAUUGAAGAAAAAAAAACUAUCUCUAUUAGAACAGCCCAAAUAUGGUUACACAGUCGUAGUUGGAAUUAUAAGGGUCAUUCAAAAAACAUUUAUUAUAAUGGGCAUGAGCAUGAUGAUGUUGUAAGGUACUGGCAACAAUUUUUAGAACAAAUGACUAAUUUGAGACCUCGAAUGGCAGUCUAUAAAGAAGAUGAUAUAAAUCAAGUUAUUCUACUAAGACUACCACCAAAUGUUCCAGAAAUUGUCCUAGUUACUUAUAAUGAAUCAAUUUUUUAUACUAAUGAUAGUGUUAAAAAGUUUUGGGGACCUACAAUUGGUCAGCUUUGCCUUUCACAAGAAGAAAAAGAAGCAAAUGAUUUAUUCUCUAAUAACAAACAUCUUCCUUAUACUAAUGCAUAUGUUGUAAAACAAGUGUCUGAAAGGGCUAUUCCAAUAUUCAAAAGAACUCAUCCUGGAAAAGUUGUGUUUUUUAUAUUUGAUAAUAGUUGUAACCACAAUUCAUUUGCUGAAGAUGUGUUGUUAGUUACUCAGAUAAAUAUAAAAAAUGAAGAAAAAAGACUGUUCCUUUGUAAUGACAGAAUGCAUAAUAGUUCUAUUCAUAUUAUAAUAUUUGUAAAUCAAAAUAAUAAAGUAAAGCCAAAAGGUAUCAAAUAUGUUCUUCAAAAACAUGGUUUGUGGAUGUCAGGUUUAACAAAAGAAUGCAAUAGGUAUAAAGCAGAUGCUUUGACUAAUCUACAAUAUUGUGCAACAAAUAUUCUUAAAAGUCAGCCUGAUUUUAGAGCAGCAAAACAAUAUACACAUUUACAUUGUGAUUAUUCUUUUAAAGAUCUUAAAAAAACUGUUCUUCAUACAUUAGAAUCUGUUAGUCUUACUAAAAUUCAUUAUUUUGCACAUCGAUCUGAUCAAUAUAUGAGUGCUUACAAGCAUGGUCUUUCUAGAAAAGCUGCAAUUUUUGUUGUAAAAAAAUAUUGA
Messenger RNA from Cetraspora pellucida, 1470 nucleotides. Lineage: Eukaryota; Fungi; Glomeromycota; Glomeromycetes; Diversisporales; Gigasporaceae. The record is from the annotation of a GenBank genome assembly.